This is a messenger RNA of Penicillium argentinense, 1254 nucleotides long. RefSeq names its product FAD-dependent oxidoreductase. The record is from RefSeq and is a predicted model, not a curated record. NCBI's taxonomy places the organism in Eukaryota, Fungi, Ascomycota, Eurotiomycetes, Eurotiales, Aspergillaceae. Gene Ontology annotation, molecular function: FAD binding. The coding region runs from base 1 to 1254 and encodes 417 amino acids. The transcript has a single exon.
AUGGCGCCCAUGAAAAUCGCAAUUGUGGGGGCGGGUCCAGUCGGCCUCACUCUCGCCCGGCUGCUCUCCGACAAGACCAACGUCGAAGUGGUGGUUUUUGAAUCCGAAAGAUCUCGAGAUGCCCGUGGCCAGGGUGGCACCCUCGACCUUCACCCGACCACUGGGCUCGCAGCCUUGAAAGAGGCGGGACUCUACGACGAAUUUCUCAAGCGGGCGCGCUUUGAUGGCGAGGCACUGACUAUUUGCGACAAGCAUUUGAUUAAAUAUGUCAACCUACCUGGCGUGGAAGAGAAUUCAUCUCGUGGUCGACCAGAGAUUGAUCGCUAUCUACUGCGAGAAAUGCUCCUCGACUCCGUUCUAGAAGGGGUGAUUCGAUGGGGCUGUCGCCUGCGCUCCAUUGAUGAGAAACGGAACUUGAUUUUUGACUACGGCACGGAAUCCGGUUUUGACUUGGUCGUGGGGGCCGAUGGCGCUUGGAGCAAAAUUCGCAAACUGAUCUCAGACCAAAUGCCCAACUACUCUGGUCUCACUGGAAUAUCAUGGACGAUUCCAGAUGCUAAAGAGAAGGCGCCGGAAUGCUACAAACUCGUCAACCGAGGGUCACUGUACUCUUACUCUGACAGUCGUGGGAUUUUCAGCCAGCAACUUGGAGAUGGAAGCUUGAAUGUGUAUACUAUUUCUCCACGACCUGAAGAUUCGCAGAUGAGCGUGCCAUCCCACCUGGACAACGUCGAGGCAGUUAGAAAUGCUCUCCUGGAAGAAUUCUACGAGUGGGAUCCACGGCUGCUCAACAUUCUUCGUCAUGCUCAGGACCCCGUCCUCCGUCCUCUCUACAUGCUUCCUGUUGGUUGGUCGUGGAAGAACUACCCUGGUGUUACCAUCAUUGGAGAUGCUGCUCAUGUCAUGACACCGUUUGCUGGCGAGGGCGUGAACUUGGGAAUGCAAGAUGCCCUCAUGUUGUCGCGUGCUAUCAUCACAGCCUCCAACUCGCCCGACCCUGAAGCUAGCCUUCCAGGAGAGAUCCAGACCUUUGAGAAAGAUUUAUUCGUCAGGGCAAAAGAGACCGCGGGUCUCACCAAUGACAUGAUGACAUGGAUGUUCUUCACCGAUGGUUCGCCUCGGUCUGUCAUCGAGAAAGUCGGUCUGCGCAUCACGACCUUUCAUGAUAAGGGCCUUCUGUCCACUUUUAUGUAUCCCUUCUAUGCCGCCGCCGUUUAUAUGUAUUAUGCUAUGUUCAAGCUGUGGCACAGAUAA